Leopardus geoffroyi (Geoffroy's cat) is the source of this 2420-nucleotide messenger RNA. It is a transcript of the gene FDFT1, whose product is annotated as farnesyl-diphosphate farnesyltransferase 1. The record is from RefSeq and is a predicted model, not a curated record. Gene Ontology annotation, molecular function: squalene synthase [NAD(P)H] activity. Gene Ontology annotation, biological process: cholesterol biosynthetic process; farnesyl diphosphate metabolic process. The transcript is spliced from 8 exons. Gene Ontology annotation, cellular component: endoplasmic reticulum membrane. The coding region runs from base 67 to 1524 and encodes 485 amino acids. NCBI's taxonomy places the organism in Eukaryota, Metazoa, Chordata, Mammalia, Carnivora, Felidae.
CCUGGUGGGGUGGAGGGAGAGCCCGCCCCGCCCUCUGGGGCGCGCCUCCCGGAUCGGCUCGGGUCUAUGGAGGAAAAAUUCUACGCCAGCCCUGCGAUUUCCAUGGCCGCAGCUGCCUGCGGCACCAAGGCCAUGUCCCUGUUCAAGCGGACCUUUGUGCUGAGCCCCGCCGCGGCGCCCCGGGGUACGGGCGCGGGCUCCCCGCCACGCGGCUGCCCCUUGCCUCCCGCCGCCUGGCCCUCCAAGGACUGGCCGCGCGGAGAAGGCGUCUGCGGCAGGCUGCGGAGCCCGCCGGUGGCCGGCCGCCUGCCCCAUUCCCACUCCUGCUCCGCCGCGUCUCCCACCGCCGUGUGUCUUCUCUGCCCGCAGGAUUCGCUCAGCAGCAGCUUGAAAACUUGCUACAAGUAUCUCAAUCAGACUAGUCGCAGUUUCGCAGCUGUCAUCGAGGCGCUGGAUGGGGAAAUGCGCCAUGCGAUAUGCAUAUUUUAUCUGGUCCUCCGGGCUCUGGACACUCUGGAAGAUGACAUGACCAUCAGUGUAGAAAAAAAGGUCCCACUGUUGCGCAACUUCCACUCUUACCUUUAUGAACCAGACUGGCGGUAUAUGGAGAGCAAGGACAAGGAUCGACAAGUGCUAGAGGACUUCCCAACGAUCUCCCUCGAGUUCAGAAAUCUGGCUGAGAAAUAUCAAACGGUGAUUGUUGACAUUUGCCGGAGAAUGGGAUUUGGGAUGGCGGAGUUUUUGGAUAAACACAUGACAUCCGAACAGGAGUGGGACAAGUACUGUCACUAUGUCGCCGGGCUAGUGGGAAUUGGCCUUUCCCGUCUGUUCUCAGCCUCAGAGUUAGAGGACCCCCUGGUUGGUGAAGAUGUAGAAUGUGCCAAUUCUAUGGGCCUGUUUCUGCAGAAAACAAACAUCAUUCGUGAUUAUCUGGAAGACCAACGAGAAGGAAGAGAGUUUUGGCCUCAAGAGGUUUGGAGCAAGUAUGUUAAGAAGUUGGGUGAUUUUGCUAAGCCACAGAAUAUUGACUCGGCUGUGCAGUGCCUGAACGAACUUAUAACCAACGCACUACACCACAUCCCAGAUGUCAUCAUGUACCUUUCAAGACUUAGAAACCAAAGUGUGUUUAACUUCUGUGCUAUUCCACAGGUAAUGGCCAUUGCCACUUUGGCUGCCUGUUACAAUAACCAGCAGGUGUUCAAAGGCGUAGUGAAGAUCCGAAAAGGACAAGCAGUAACUCUAAUGAUGGAUGCCACCAAUAUGCCAGCUGUCAAAGCUAUAAUAUACCAGUAUAUGGAAGAGAUUUAUCAUAGAAUUCCCAGCUCAGACCCAUCUUCUAGUAAAACAAGACAGAUCAUCUCCACCAUCAGGACACAGAAUCUUCCCAAUUGCCAGCUGAUCUCCCGAAGUCACUACUCCCCUAUUUACCUGUCAUUUGUCAUGCUCUUGGCUGCCCUGAGCUGGCAGUAUCUGAGCACCCUGUCCCAGGUCACAGAAGACUAUGUUCAGACUGGAGAGCACUGAUUGGUUGAUUUGAAUGUGGCAGAUGUCAGUGUUUGUAGCUCUAGGUGGUGGUCCCACGUUUCCUAAGAAUGCAACUGUCUUCUGCCCGUGAAGGCUAAGGAUUCACUUCUGGGUGUUCUGGAAUGGUUUCCUCAUUUAAAAGGAGAUUAGCUUUCCCAGAGAAACUGCAGGAUUACCUUUGGCCCCAUUGUAGAAGACUGGCCUCCAGUCAAGGCUGACUUUUUGAGAAGACACCAUAUGUAAAGAUACGUUUGUAAAAAAGAAUGGAAUUACUCUGCAUUUGUCAAGGGCAGUUCACUUGAAAGCCUGGAGGCACAUGGCAAAUAAGAACUCAAGAGCGGAGUUAGUGAUCGAGGGCCAGGGGGCCUGGCCCGCUGCUGCCCGCAGAGCGGACCAGAGCGGUACCAAGAGCGAGGAUCCAGCUGCCUGGCCCCGGCUCCACGGCGCCCGCCGGAGAUGAGCAAGUGACAGCAUUGCCUCACUGCCCAGCCCGUAACCUGCAUUAACUCUGCCAGCCUACUCUAAAGUGGGCCGAUUCUCUUAGCCGCAGCAGAUUUUAUUACAUCCAGGGGGCUUGUGGUUGUUGUUGUUAUUGCUUUGUCCUUUGUUUCUGUUUUUAAAAAAAAUCACGUUUAUACACUGAAGUUUCAACAAAGACAAAAAUGUUUUCAGGUGAUGGGCUGGGAAGCCAAAUGUACUUAGCCUAAUUCUUCUAGCAUCGUUGUUUGCCUUCUUCUUUACUCCCACGCAGCCGGGGUUGGUGAUGCGUUCUCACCCAGUGACUCACCGAGAAUCUCAGCCUGGACCAGGGAGGACUCCUCUCUAGGGGUGUUUGAAAAAGCCCCUCAAGCUGAGCAAUCACUGUCAUAGGGCAUUAAAGUGCUUUCUAGAAGCCA